Messenger RNA from Chara braunii, 1900 nucleotides. NCBI's taxonomy places the organism in Eukaryota, Viridiplantae, Streptophyta, Charophyceae, Charales, Characeae. The record is from the annotation of a GenBank genome assembly.
CGCAGUGCAUCCACUGCCCGCUUCCUGCUGUCUGUUCGUCGAAGCACUUCAUUCAGACAUCUUCUUCUUCCAAAGUCCACGUGUCUCUUCUCCAUCGGCCGGCUACCAGUGCCUCUUCGGGUCUCCAGUUGUUCAUCGUUAUCCUCCGCCGUCCUCCGGUCAUCUGGCAACGAGUUAUGGGUCUGCGUGUCUCGGCCUCGAUGAUGAUGAUGACGGUGAUGGCAGUAAUGAUGAUAAUGAUGAUGGGCAUGCCGAUACGGGUGAUAGUGGCAAUGGGAGCAGAUGGGAGCUGGGCAGCGCAGCAGAGAGGAGGGAAGUCUGCUGCGGGAACGGAGAGCGGCUAUGGUGACGUUGGCGACAUACAAGGAGAGAGAGCUCUGCAGGCAGCCCCUUUAAGUGCUUUCGACAUCUGGAACAAGACUAUUCUUCAAGGUCCGCGCGUGGUUUUGACCACCAGUGCUAAUUUCUACGGUAAUUCAUCCGGAGAGAUUGAGUGUUUUCAAUCUAUCAAGGUCGUGGUGUUUAGCUCCCAGACGGGGGUGUUCUUCUACUUGCAGGAGGAUUUCUGCCGGAACGCUACUACCCUCAGUCGCCUGAAUGGAGGUCAGUCUUUGCACAAGUGCGAUUUACGAGGCCUUGCCAGCUCUGGGACCUCACAGGCCAACUCCACCCUGCUCACUCUUCAAUGGACUCUGGGUAACCCGAACGGCGCAGCCGUAAGGCAGCCUGACAACAGGACAAUGUCAUUCUCGUCGGGUAUUAACUUCACGGGGCUCGAUCUGUCGCGGAGCGAGGAGCAUCUCGUUCUUCGCUCUGGGGAUGGUCUAGCAUUUGUCAACACGGUGGAUGGUUCCAGAAUCACGUACGAGAUCACCGACUUCGCCGGUAAGGGGGAGCUUGUGCUGACAAAAGAUGGAUGCCACCUGAUCCAUCUCACAGGUGAUUCGAAGGCUAUCCUGCUAAUCCGUUUUGAUAAACCGCGAGGAACGCCAUUCUCUCUGACGUUGGUGGCUCGAUACGAGGUAGAAAAUGAGUCCAUCGUGACGGUUGCUUUGGAAAAUGAUGACAGUCAUUUGUACGUGUCCCUGACCACGGGCCAGCUGUUCGAAUUUCCAUUCAACAAGUCAGGUCUAAAUCAAUGCAGCGGUGCAUUCCCAACACCAGCCGCAACGACCGCGGCUACCUCAGCCUAUCCGUUGUCAUCGCAAGCGCCAUCAACCGCAUCCUCUCCAUCGCCAUCGUCACCAGAACCAUCGAUAGAAUCAUCAUCAUCAUCAUCAUCAUCAUCAUCAUCAUCAUCAUCAUCAUCAUCAUUGCCAGGGCAAUCAGCUGAUGCAUCUUCGGCCAGGGGGUCAUCGGCUUCGGCGGGACAUGAUGGGAUUAGUACACGUGGCAGCAGUAGGUUGGCCGACACGCUCUUAACUACUUCCCCGACAAUGUUCCGAGCUUCGCCGAGGGGAGGUGUCAGCUUCGGUGUGCUGGCUGGAAGCCUUGUGGCAGCUUGUGUGAUCGCGGCUAUUCUUGGUGGCUAUUUUGUCGUCCUCGUUUCUCGAUCUAGAAGGCCAGCGAUGGCGGCAUCUGGGGGUAAGACUGCACGGUCUCCUGCUCUCGAACACCCGGUAGAAGGGCCUUCUGCUCUCGAGUGCCCGAUUUGAGUCUGCAGCUCUCUUUCUGUUCUUUUGCUUUCUAUUGUGUGUGGGGUUUUGGGCUGCAAUCCACAGAGAUCGAUUGUAGGUAGGUUGCCCACAUUGGGGCUUCUCUUGUCAGACUGCUCGUUUGCUGCCAAUGCAAAGUCUUCUUUCAUCUAUUUGCCGCCGAGCGACCGUCGUAUGUCACUCUUUACCCGCGUUAUGUGCCUUUUCUUUUCGGCUCUUUCUUCUGAGGGGAUAGCCCUUAACGU